CGCUGUCCCGAGGCAUUGGCAACGAACUCCAGGUGCAAACAUCUCUCUCUUUGUCCUUCGGUCGUUCCCUCGCCGAUCCAGUUGAUAAUCUUUUCAUUGAGUUGAAUUCUUUACGAGAAACCGUUAGGCCUUAGCUGGAGAAGUGAGGUAAUUUAUCCGGAUUCUUACGACUGGUUGAUGAUCUCGAGUAGAAAGGUCAGCCAGAGAGAGUGAUCAUUGAUCUUAUAUCUGGGGAGUUUAUGGUUAGGUACUUUCUUCUUCCUUGGGCAUAUUUUGGUGUGUUUCCUACUAAAUUUGGUAUGCGGGCGUGAAAUCUUUUUCUCUUAUGUUGGUCUCUGGAGUAAAAGAUUAUUGUUUUAGUUGGGACAGAUAAUUAUUGAGUAGAGCAUGAAGAACAGAAGCAAGUGAAGAGUUAACAAGGCAGAGUGUAAGGAUUUGAGUGCGAACUUGGUGAUUUUUGUGCAAUUUUAGGGUGUAUUUGAGAGCAGUUAGGUUAGAGUUAAUAAUCAGUCUGGCCACUGGAACAAAAGUGUUUGCCGGUGUUUUGGGUCAAGCAAUGAAGCUUAGAAUAGGGAUCUGCAUUUGAUGAGGACAUAUGGGGAAGCCAAAUAGUUCCAUUUAUCUAGCUGAAGCCAUGACUGGUGAGGCACCUGGUCACCAUGGUCAAUGGACUCAGUUGGAUUCACUGGACUUUGAAUCUGGAGGUGUGGGAAAAGUCUGUAAAACUGCAGAUAACAAUGUAUCUAUUCAGACUGGAGAGGAGUUCUCCAUGAAAUUUCUGCAGGAGUGUGCUGCUGCUGGAAUUGUUGCCUCUGUGCACGGUAUCAAUCCCAACUACGAGAAGAAGGUUGGAGUUUCUGAUGUUAAGGAUGGCCAAAUGGUUUACGAGGAGUUAGCUCGAAUUCUUUGUCUGAGGAGAAUAGAUUCUGAAUGUGGCUCUGACAUCACAGAAUUUGCUUCAGCCAGAGGAUCCAUGUCACAAAUUGAUAAUGGUGUUUACACAAGUAACGAAAGCAUGCAUUAUAAGGAGAUUGGUGCUAAUGGAACCAAAGCCAAUAUAUUGACAGUGGAUGCAUAUAAUGAUCAGACUGCAGCAGCACUCAAUGUUCCUGUAUUAAAUGAAUCUGAUUCAUCAAGAUCUUUAUAUUCUUCCGCACUAGGAGGUUCUAAUGGUUCCCUAUCUGGGAAGAUAAAAGUUCUUUGCAGUUUUGGCGGUAAAAUACUGCCACGACCUAGUGAUGGAAAACUCAGAUAUGUGGGGGGUGAAACACGCAUAAUAUCUAUCCAAAAGAAUGUUUCGUGGGAAGAACUGGUGAAGAAAACAUCUGGAAUGUGCAACCUAUCUCACUCUAUUAAAUACCAGCUUCCUGGGGAAGACCUUGAUGCCCUUAUAUCAGUAUCUUCGGAUGAGGAUCUGCAAAAUAUGAUUGAUGAGUAUGAUGGAGUUGAGUAUCCUGAGGGUUCUCAACGACUUCGUAUUUUUUUGAUUCCUUUGAGUGAAUCUGAAACAUCAAAUGCAUGUGAUGCUGGUCUUGUUCAGCAGAACAAUACUGACUAUCAGUAUGUUGCUGCUGUAAAUGGCAUUGUAGAGACUGCUCUCUGUAGUACCGUUGGAACUGAUCCUAUCCUACUUAACCACCAACAUGAGCAACCUUCAGGAGAUGAAAUGUUCCAUGCGAUGCCUAAUGAAGAAAACAGUUCAAGAUAUGAAAAAAUCUUUCCAUUUCCUGUGCAUCCUGUUGAAAUUAAGGAUUCCCCUGGUGCCCUUGAUCUGGCAGCUAUUCUUAAUGACACUGAGAAGUUGAUAAGUUCUCGCCCAAUAACUUCUGUUUCAAUUCAGCAAGAAGAUGUGAAUAAUGGCAAGACUACAAUGUACAAAGACAACUCUUCAUUUGGUGGUACCGAUGGUCUGAUGGUACUCAGCUCUGCUUUACCACUUCAACCUGAAGGUUCUAUCAGCUACGCUGCUUCUCAUGAUCCCACUACUCAUGUGGCUGUAAAUUUGAUGAAUUCUCAUGAUCCUGUUACCAAACAAGAUACUGUCCAGCUACAGGAAAUGAACCCCUUGAUUCUGAACAGGGAGAAUUUCCCUAGUCAAGCAAUGAAGCAGGGAAAUGACAAUGUUGGGAUAAGCCAUCCUGAGUGGGUUGCAAACAUGGAAGGGACAUUUGGUUUAGAAGUAUCUCUUCCCCAAAAUGGUAAUUUGGUGGACAUAUUGCCCACAUCUGGUGAUUCCGUUGGCUGUUACCAGGGAAUUCCUCAUGCAUCAUCUGAUCCAAAUCUUCACGGUCAGAGACAGAUGUCUCCUUUCCCUUCUCAUGAAGGAGUCUCACAGUCAUUUUCACUAAAAUUGGAAAAGCCUCCAUCAUCUUGGUGCAGAUUAUCUACUGACCUACUAGAAAAACCAGUGGAACCGCAUGAGAAUGUUGGUUUUGUUAAUACACAGCUUCCAACCAAGGUUUCGAAUGGGGAUCCACUUGUUCCUGCUACAGAAGUUUCAUUUCUAAACCCCUCUUCUGGGUUUCCCACAUCAAGCCAACUUGAAGUUACCGACCUUAUAGGCUAUACUGCUGGUAAAGAGCAACUAUCAGAAACAGAUUUUAGAAGUCAGAUUUCAAUGGUGCAGUCUCAUAAAAAUGGAUGCGAUUUAAAUGUUGCAGCAGGGAAUAGACCUGUUGCCAAUGAUCAUCUAUUAAGCAGCAGCAAUCUUUUUGGUGCUAGUGAUUCGUCAGCUGUUGCAAAUGAGUUGGCAAUGGGAUUGAAAACUAACAACUAUGAAGCAUUUCCCCCCAUGAGUCUUAACUCACCCAAACAAGAUGCACAAGUUUCCAGGAAUGUGAUUCCGGCAUCAGUCAAUGCAAAUCCAUUGAAUGAUCUUGAGUUAGAGCAAGCCCAAAAAAUUCAUGCUGAGAGAACCUCAACUGUGGUAGGAAAGGGUGUCCUGGAAAGCUGUUCUUCCUUCUCCCAUAACUUUGAAGUUGCAGAUCAUACUCAUGGAUGUCAAGAAGAGUCUUACGAUAAUAGCAGCUAUCCUAAUCUCCUUGAUGGGCUAUCUAAUUGUGUAGUUUCACCUGUGGCUGAAAUUUGCCAAUCUUUUGAAGGUUCAAGGGAUGUUAGUCAUAACAAACUUAGGUUUGGGGAGCAUAAUGAUUUGGAUCAAUCUGGUGUUGUUGAUGAUGCAAGAGGGAGUGAAAAUCAGCAUAACUCUGCUACUUUAUCCAAGAGGGAAGUUUCACUGCUAGAUGUCGACCUGCCUAAUUUUCCAGAAAAGAGGGCCAAGAAUCCUGAAUUUGCUGGGACUUUUAAUGAACAGAUGAAAUCACGAGAUGGGCAACUGGUUACUCAUGUCAUGCCGUGUGAACAGAAGCCUGGAUCUGGCACAGAGUUUUCAUCUAUUAUUCCUUUUUCAGAUGUACCAGCUGCUGACAAUGCACAAAUUUUACCAUCGCCUGCAGAUGAAGCACAGAACACUUCACAGGAUCUUGAGGAUGUUAAUGCUGAUAGUCAUGAAGAAGAAUUGUUUAGUGAUGCAAUGAUAGCUGAAAUGGAAGCGGAUUUAUAUGGUCUUCAGAUAAUAAAAAAUGCCGAUCUUGAAGAAUUGCGAGAGUUGGGAUCUGGCACAUAUGGAACUGUUUAUUAUGGAAAAUGGAGGGGUACAGAUGUUGCAAUCAAGAGAAUUAAGAAAGCUUGUUUUUCUGGGAGAUCAUCAGAGCAAGAACGAUUAACCAAAGACUUCUGGCGGGAAGCGCGGAUUCUAUCAAAUCUUCACCAUCCAAAUGUUGUUGCCUUUUAUGGGGUGGUUCCCGAUGGUGUAGGGGGGACAUUGGCUACUGUGACAGAAUUCAUGGCAAAUGGAUCACUUAGAAAUGCUCUACUUAAAAAGGACAAAAUACUUGAUCAGCGUAAAAAGCUUAUAAUUGCAAUGGAUGCAGCAUUUGGCAUGGAGUAUUUGCAUUCCAAAAAUAUUGUCCAUUUUGAUUUGAAAUGUGACAAUUUGUUGGUAAAUUUAAGAGAUCCACACCGACCUAUUUGCAAGGUUGGAGAUUUUGGACUAUCCAAAAUCAAACGCAACACUUUGGUAUCUGGUGGUGUUCGCGGGACUCUACCGUGGAUGGCACCAGAAUUGUUGAAUGGAAGCAGCACUAAGGUAUCUGAGAAGGUUGACGUGUUCUCAUUUGGUAUAGUCCUGUGGGAGAUUCUGACCGGAGAAGAACCUUAUGCAAACAUGCACUGUGGGGCAAUCAUUGGAGGAAUCGUGAAGAACACCCUCCGGCCUCAGAUUCCAGAACAAUGUGAUCCGGAGUGGAGGAGCCUCAUGGAACAAUGCUGGUUGGCCGACCCUGACGGCAGGCCCUCCUUCACCGAAAUCACCUACAGGCUAAGGUCUAUUCACACGGCAAUCGAAGCAAAGGGUCAAUCCAAUUCGGUGAGACACAGAACUAACAAAUAAUCUACACAUCAACUACAGUCAUCGUAUAAUAUAUCUUAUAUCUUGAAGUUUUGUGGUGUUCCUCGUGUUCAUUGUUGGGGUAUGGUCUCUUUUUCCAUUCUUGUGUGUAUUCUUCCUCCCCUCCCUUCCCCUCCAUUACAUACAUAUAUAGUCAUCAUUCUUUGGUUCUUUUUGGGGAUUGAAAGCGUGGUUUGUCUGCUGCAAUAUGCGAUGCGAUUUGUCGGUGUAAAUCGUGAUGCAGAAUAUAUCUGCUGCAUUUGCAUGGCUUCAAAAUUUGAAUUCUGAAGGCUUCUCCACUUUGCCGUUUCUCUUUUCUAUGUAUCAUUUUUUCUUUUUCAUGAUAACAGUGGUAAUGAAUAAUCACAAUACAUGAGUACAAGCUACUCACAUGCACAUUUUAUUAUUUUCUUACUUCAUUUACUA
This is a messenger RNA of Andrographis paniculata, 4873 nucleotides long. RefSeq lists its product as uncharacterized. Lineage: Eukaryota; Viridiplantae; Streptophyta; Magnoliopsida; Lamiales; Acanthaceae. Gene Ontology annotation, cellular component: cytoplasm. The record is from RefSeq and is a predicted model, not a curated record. Bases 596 to 4450 code for a protein of 1284 amino acids. The transcript has 9 exons. Gene Ontology annotation, biological process: protein phosphorylation; signal transduction. Gene Ontology annotation, molecular function: ATP binding; protein kinase activity; protein binding.